This is a messenger RNA of Anopheles arabiensis, 6121 nucleotides long. RefSeq lists its product as uncharacterized. The transcript is spliced from 9 exons. The record is from RefSeq and is a predicted model, not a curated record. Lineage: Eukaryota; Metazoa; Arthropoda; Insecta; Diptera; Culicidae. Bases 1044 to 4238 code for a protein of 1064 amino acids.
GAAAGCGAAGAAAGAGAGACAGACAGAGAGGCUGAAAGAAGAAAAAACGCCUAACCUACAAACCACGGAACAGGUACGUCGGGCACAGCGGCAGCUACCAGCUUUCAGUAGGUUUGCUACAGCGACUCCAGCAGGACGCAUUCGCACAGCUCGUUCGGUACUGCGCAAGCGGACAGUACCACGCAGUAGUAUCACGCAGGGAUCGCGCGAACUAAGACUUGUUUUUUUUUAAGUGCGAGCAGGGGAUUUAAAAAAUAAAUAAAUUGGGUCCCGGAACACCCCGAAGUGCGAAGUGUGUCGUCCCAGACAUUCCAAGGACAUUGCUUGGAUGUCACCGGUCAAGUAACUUUCUUUUCCUGAAGUAUCCCGUUGUGGUUAGUGGUGUGAACUCGAGCCUUUGGAAAGUGAUAGUGGGGACCAGGAUCACGAGCGUCCUGCCGUGAGCGUGAGUGUGAUCCUCACACGUACACUCACAGCCCCACACACACACACACAGUGUUAUUAGUGUCAGUGUCAGAAUUUGUUGUAUGCAAAUUUGAAAAGCUGAGCUGCGACUUGGUGGUGUUACCAGCUAGUGCAUGUGGGUUACCGGAAGAAGCGAAGAGUGCAGAAGUGCAUAAGAGUGUGUUUGUGUGUGAUUGAGCAGCGGAAUUCGCUACUAGUUGGUCAAGUGUCAAGGGUGGAGUGUGUUAUGCUACAGGUGUGCCAGUUUAACCACGUACAGUCCCAGUGGAGUUCCCAACGUCGAGCCUAACCCAACGAACAGACGGGACUGCUUUUGCACAGGGCCAGCGGGGGUCCGACGGCUAACGGCUCAAUAUCUCUACAACCAACUGACUUCAACAUCAACCAACCAAUUCUUAACAAGCAACGCACCCUAGGUGAAGGCAUCAGGGGCGAUCUGUUUUUUUGUCGUAGAGUCUAAAGAUCCUGCAAACGAAGCCGUACUGUUGCUGUCGGUAACCUCAAAGGAUCCCAGAGAUCCUCCAAAAAAACCCCUUUCCCCGACGAGGACCCCGUCCCAACGGACAGACGACACAAAAAUGCUUCGUUGCCAGCAGCGAAGGUGCCCCGGGCAGAUGGUGCUACUACUGCUCAGUUGCAUCUUGCUUUCCUGCACAUACGCCGAUGAAGAGGAAAACUUCACAUCGGCCAGCCUGGUGGCCGGGACCGGACCGGUCGCAUCGUCCAAGGGCUGCCCCUUCCCGGGCGUACCGGCCCACGGGAGCGUCAUCUUCUCCGACGACUCGCUCGCCAACAACACGGUGGCCACGUACUACUGCGAGCGGGGCUUCGAGCUGCUCGGACCGUCCCGGCGCGCCUGCAUCGACAGCCAGUGGAUCCCGGAGGGUAUUCCAUUCUGCGUGCUAAACGUAGCGGCGGGUAAGGCGCCGAUGCAGAUCUCGACCGAGGCGUCGGGCAUUCCACAGAAAGCUAUCGACGGCUCGACGUCCGCCUUCUUCUCGCCGGACACCUGCUCACUGACGAAGCCGGAGCGCGUCCCAUGGUGGUACGUCAACCUGCUGGAACCGUACAUGGUGCAGCUGGUGCGACUGGACUUUGGCAAGUCUUGCUGCGGUAAGGGCAAGCCCGCCACCAUCGUCGUGCGCGUCGGCAACAAUCGGCCCGAUCUGGGCACGAACCCGAUCUGCAACCGGUUCACCGGUUCGCUCGAGGAAGGCCAGCCCCUAUUUCUGCCCUGCAACCCGCCGAUGCCGGGCGCAUUCGUGUCCGUCCACCUCGAGACGAACGCACCGAGCCAGCUGUCCAUCUGCGAGGCGUUCGUGUACACCGACCAGGCGCUACCGAUCGAGCGGUGCCCCGCCUUCCGCGACCAGCCGCCCGGUGCGUCCGCGUCGUACAACGGCAAGUGUUACAUCUUCUACAGCCGCCAGCCGGCCACGCUGCGGGACGCGCUCGCUUUCUGUCGAGCGCGCGGCGGCACCCUGAUCAACGAGAGCAACCCGGCCCUGCAGGGCUUCAUCAGCUGGGAGCUGUGGAGACGGCACCGCAGCGACACCUCGUCCCAGUACUGGAUGGGAGCGGUGCGAGACGCCCAGGACCGCAACACCUGGAAGUGGAUCGGCGGCGAGGAGGUGUCGGUAUCGUUCUGGAAUCUGCCCGGCGGUGACGAGGACUGCGCGCGGUACGACGGCUCCAAGGGAUGGCUCUGGAGCGACACCAACUGCAACACGCAGCUCAACUUCAUCUGUCAACAUCAGCCGAAGGCUUGUGGACGUCCUGAACAGCCGCCGAACUCGACGAUGAUUGCGCCGAAAGGGUUCGAUGUCGGUGCGGUGGUCGAGUACAGCUGCGACGAGGGUCAUCUGCUGGUUGGUCCGAAGCAGCGCACCUGUCUGGAGACUGGCUUCUACAACGAGUUCCCGCCUGUAUGCAAAUACAUUGAGUGUGGACUGCCCGCCUCUAUACCGCACGGAUACUACGACCUCGUCAACGGCACGGUCGGCUACCUCAGCACAGUCAUGUACCGGUGCGCCGAGGGCUACGAGAUGGUUGGUCGCGCCGUUCUAAUCUGCGACAUCGACGAGCGCUGGAAUGGACCGCCACCACGCUGCGAGCUGAUCGAGUGCGACCCACUGCCGACCCUCUUCCCGAACGGUGUGAUCGUGUCCACCAACCAGACGGUGUACGGUACGCGCGCCGAGGUCCACUGCAACCGUGGCUUCGUCCCAGACGGCGAACCCGAGACCGUCUGUACUGCGUCGGGCCAGUGGAGCCACCCACUGCCCAAGUGCGUCCCGGACCAGAGCGCCGGCCCAGUGACGGUCCGACCGAGUGCCGUGUCCACCACACCGGCCUCUUCCCGUGCACCCCCGGUGCUGAUCGUAUCACCUACCACACCCGCCUCGAUCGGUGGCAUUCCUUCGCGCGCACGGCAGCCUACCGGAGGGCGACGACCGGGCAGCACGGUGCGCUAUCCGACCCAGGCCCCACCGGCGAGCAGCACCGUCUCGGCGGCCGAGUCGACCACCGCGUCGAUCGUGAACAACAUGGCCGGCCCGACGACGGCACAGCCGAGCCGCACGACCAGCACCACCGAGUCGCCGCUUUUCAGCAUCGAGAUCGAUGACGAAGUGCGCCCGGGAUCGAUGGGCGAGGAAGCGGGACGCCCGUACCGGCCGCAGCAACCGUCCGUCGUGAUACUGUCCAAGGAGCCAGGAUCGUCCUCCACCUCCUCCUCCUCCUCCUCCUCCUCCUCCUCCUCUUCCGCCUCGAAACCUGCCUCUCCCAAGCCCGCCGUCUACGAACCGAGCAGCCCGCCGGCAGUGGUAAGCGUAACGCCACAGGUGCAGACGCACCGACCACAGGUAACUGGCACGACCGGGCGUCGUCCGAGCACGACCACGACGACGCGCGGCCGCCAUCCAGCUCACGAGCAGGACAUCCUGCUGUCGCACCACCCGCAGGACAACGAGAUCCCCGGCAGCGUCAACAUCCGGCAGGACCAGUCGCCCAAGGUGAACGUACCGUUCGCGGUGAACAACGUGGACGAUCUGGUGCCGGCGGACGGCAGCAGCGGCAGCAAUGGCGGCACCGACGGGCUCAUCACCAGCUUUGGCGGUGCGGGUGGCAGCAGUGGCGCAGGAGGACUGGGCGGUGCGGGCGGUUCGGCAGCCGGCGAUCGGAAGGAGUCGAAGAACGCGAAGCUGAACCUGGGCGCGAUCGUGGCGCUCGGUGCGUUCGGUGGGUUCGUCUUCCUGGCCGCCGUCAUCACGACCAUCGUGAUCGUCGUACGAAGGAAUCGCACCUCCAACCAGCACUAUCGGCACCGGGCCUCGCCGGACUGCAACACGGUUGCGUCCUUCUCCAGCUCGAGCUCCGAGUCGCGCAACGGCCUCAACCGCUACUACCGGCAGGCGUGGGAGAAUCUGCACGAGUCCGCCUCCAAAAGCCACAACAACCAUUCCGGGCUGAAGCGCAAGGAAACGAUGGACGCACCGGUGAACCGGUCCCGGUCGCGGGAAAACCUCGACGUCAGCCGGCCGCGCGAUCUGGACAGAUCCCGGGAGAACCUGUCGUCGGCCCGGAGCCGCGACUACGGUCGGGACAGUAUGGCGCUGCGCGACGGCUCCGAGAUGGUCGUGUCGGACGUGUGCGUGAAGGGCGAGAAGAAGCGGCACCAUCACCAUCACCACAAGAGCAGCCACCGGAACGAUUUCCGCGAGCCGAACAUCCUCGGCAGCGGCAAUGGACGGCGCGAGCAUCGCCAUUACUGACGCGGUAGAAUGAUCAUCACCAUCCGGAUCGAUGGCAGUGCGCAGCGCCGCCACGAUGCCGAAAGUCUCAGGACGAUUCGCGAUAUCUAGGAGGAUGUAUGAUGGAGGAGGGGGUGAUGGUGGCGGAGGGGGUGGGGUCAGGCAGGCAAAGCAAUAUCGGGUUGCGGGAGGUGUUUUUGUUUAUGUUUUUUUUUAAGUUGACUUCGCUGUGGCGACGAAGCGAAUGGGUAUUAUUUUCUCAUUCCCAAACCAGUUAGAACGUAGAACCGGUGACGCUGAGCCAAGCUCCAGCAAAGGAAUGCAAUGGGAAGGGGGAAUGAUGGGGAGGGGGGGGGGCAAGAAAGAGACACGACGGAAAGGUAGAAGCAAGCGAGUAUUAGCCAAGGAUAGUGAAAGGGGGGCUUGACACAUAACCACAACUUUUGUUUUGUUCUAUUUUAAGUAAGCGUAUAACAGCGUAUAACAAUCGGUUACUAGGAGCUACUACCACAGUCAACAUUAAUUACUAAGGUUGUCUCCGAACGUGUUUGGACACUAUGCUGUUUCCCCCCCUUCCCAAACAACACCACACACUUGUUUGGUUUGGUUGUUUUUUUAGAGCGUGUACGUAGAGGACGUAGAGCGACAACAGUGUAGCACGUGUUUGGGGGCACUAAUGGUGUGCGUGUGUACUAACCAGAGUCCAGAGUGUGGUUAAGUGGACCAGCGGAGCCCGCUUGUCGAACUUGUAGUUAGUGUUAGCGCUGUCAUUCGUUAUUUUUACACGGUGGAUGGUAAAAAACAAAAAAACAAAACAAUGGCGGCGGCGGCAGCGAUAUAACGAAACAGCGCUGCACGCCAGUAUCAGAGCGUUAUCUUGUAAUUAAACAACAACCUAGUAUCACGAAUUUAUCGGAUAACUGUAGUAGAGCUAUUGUAUAUGAAAGAUAGUAUUUUUCAACAUCCCUCCCCCCGAUCCUUCCUUUCUCCUUCAUUUGUUUUGUUGCUUAUCCUGUUCCUUAAACGUAACUGAUUGAAGCCAUUUUGACCACGCCUAGUGUAGUAGACGGGCGUUUACUGACUCCCUAGACGCGGUUGACAUGCUUUCCAUCAAUCUGUUGAUAAACAAAAGCGCUCCUAUUUUGUUAGAACAAUGUACUGCUCCCCCCGUUCCUAUCGGUCCAUCCUAUCUCUCUCUGUGUCUGUAUCCUCCAAUAUCUGUAUGUAAAUACACUACACGCUGACUACCAACAACAACCAUUCAUCUCAACUCCAACGCAACCACGUCUUGUUCUGUCACACCCCGCAACCUCAAUGCAUGUCUGCACGCCGGCAUGCACUUUAAAAGGAUUUAAUCGCAUUUUAAGCAUUAUAAGCAAAAACACAAAACCAAUUGAAACGCGGCUCAGAAGGCAAGGGCAAUGGCAACAGUCACGCAAGCGCAUCAACAACGAGGCGAACCGUUGCAAUCCGAGAGCUCAACUAGGCGGGUCGAAAGCCGAAAGACAAUUACAAUUUACGUGGCAAUAUGAUGUUCUAGUUAACCUAUUUUUAGUACCAGGUUUAGACGAAAAGGCGAGACAGUAGUAAGGGCUAGAUUAGUAGAGGGAGUUUGUUCUAAUGUUUGCAAUAAUCGUAGCGAGCCACAUUCGCAAGCGUACGGCGCGGGUAAGCGCGAUCGGACAGUGUGGCCGCGAACGUUUGCUUCAGAAUUUAGUCGAAAUAUAUUCGUGGGGAGGGAAAUGGAAGCGCAACGUUCGCGUUACUGCUGUUGGUAGAUGUAGGAUUAUUUUCUUUGCUAAAGAGAAAACGUUUGAUUUUGUUAUACCGUACUCGAUUCCGUAGCGCCGGUGGGGAAAAGUGUGUUAUUUUUACAAAUAAACAUUAUCAAUGUUGCUAUACUA